This is a messenger RNA of Astyanax mexicanus (Mexican tetra), 3364 nucleotides long. Its product is annotated as sodium- and chloride-dependent transporter XTRP3. Bases 157 to 1962 code for a protein of 601 amino acids. The transcript is spliced from 13 exons. Gene Ontology annotation, molecular function: L-proline transmembrane transporter activity. Lineage: Eukaryota; Metazoa; Chordata; Actinopteri; Characiformes; Acestrorhamphidae. The record is from RefSeq and is a predicted model, not a curated record. Gene Ontology annotation, biological process: sodium ion transmembrane transport. Gene Ontology annotation, cellular component: plasma membrane.
GUUUCAGCAUAACACUCUCAGUCUGGUUCACCCAGAGUGCAGAGAGCUGCCCGACCCUCUGCUCCCCCUCAUACAGCCAGACGUCACACAGCAGAGAGUUCUGACCAGACGGUCCAGACGGUUCAGUCCAGGCUGUGGUUCCUCUCGACCCGACUGAUGGAGAAGGAGAGCCGGCCGUCGUGGGAUAAUCCCAUGCAGUUCAUUCUGGCAUGUGUUUCGUACGCCGUGGGUCUUGGGAAUGUCUGGCGAUUUCCGUAUCUCUGUCAAAUGCAUGGAGGAGGGGGCUUCAUGAUCCCCUACCUGGUCAUGCUGGUUCUGGAGGGCAUCCCCCUUUUCUGCAUGGAGUUGGCUAUUGGACAGAAGAUGCGCUUGGGCAGCAUCGGAGCCUGGAGCGCCAUCAGCCCGUACCUGGGCGGAGUAGGUAUGGCCAGUGUGGUGACCUCGCUGUACCUGUGUCUGUAUUAUAAUGUGAUCAACGCCUGGAGCUUCUGGUAUCUCUUCCACUCGUUCCAGGCGGUGUUGCCGUGGUCACAGUGUCCGGUAAACACUAACCGGACGGCGUUUGUGGAGGAGUGUGAGGUCGCAUCUCCGACACAGUAUUUCUUCUUCCGUCAAACGCUGAACAUCUCGCCGUCCAUCCAGCAGAGCGGCGGCGUCCACGUGGGCCAGGCGCUCUGCCUGCUGUUAGCCUGGAUCAUCGUUUACCUGUUUAUCGUCAGAGGAGUCAAAUCCACUGGAAAGGUCGUGUACUUCACCGCCACCUUCCCGUACCUGGUCCUGCUGGUGUACCUGAUCCGCGGGGUGACGCUGCACGGCGCUCUGAACGGAGUCAAGUACAUGUUCACGCCAAAGUUAGAGCAGCUGGCGAAUCCUCAGACGUGGAUUAAUGCUGCCACUCAGAUCUUCUUCUCGCUGGGUCUGGGGUUCGGUUCCCUCAUCGCGUUCUCCAGCUACAACCAUCACAAUAAUGACUUUGAGAAGCAAGCCAUCGCUGUGUCGCUCAUCAACAGCGGAACCUCCAUCUUCGCCAGCGUCGUCACCUUCUCCAUCUACGGCUUCAAAGCCACCUACAACUACGAGAACUGCCUGGAGAGGAUGAAGCUGCUGCUGAUCAAUACGUUUGAUCUGGCUGAAGAAUCCAUUCAUAAACAGAACAUCAGCUUCUGGAUCUCUGAGUUGAACCAGACCCACCCGGACCAGUUUGGACUGAUCUCGUCCCGUGUGGAGCACUGUAGCCUGGAGCAGGAGUUAGACACGGCGGUGGAGGGAACUGGUCUGGCCUUCAUUGUUUACAGUGAAGCCAUUACAAACAUGCCGGCUGCCCAGCUGUGGUCAGUGCUGUACUUCUUCAUGCUGCUGCUGCUGGGGAUGGGGAGCAUGCUGGGAAACGUGAUGGCCAUCAUAACCCCCCUCCGAGACUUUAAACCACUCGCCCGCAGCUUCAGCAACGAGACCCUGAACGGUCUGGUGUGUGCGUUCUGCUUGCUGCUGGGAAUCGGGUUCACCACGCCGGCGGGUAAUUACUGGUUUACGAUGUUUAAUGAAUACGGUGCAACAUUCUCUCUGCUCUUCAUCGUCCUGAUCGAGGUCUUCACCGUGUCCUACAUAUAUGGUCUAAAGAGGUUUGAGAAAGAUGUUGAGGACAUGUUGGGGCGGAGACCUGGUUGGUACUGGAAGGUGAUGUGGGCGGCGGUCAGUCCACUGCUGCUAAUUAGCCUCUUCAUCUUCUACAUCAUCAACUACAUCCAGGGAGGGGUGCCCACCUACCAGGCCUGGGAUAAGGAAAAGGGCAGGUUGGUGGUGACGGAGUACCCGGUGUUUGGCCAGGCCUUCAUCGGGGUUCUCCUGGUGUCAUCAGUGAGCUGCAUUCCCCUCGCUGCACUGUAUGCCUUCUGCACCCGACACCAGCGUGGAGUACCAGUCCGUAAAGGCUCUGCCCGCAGCAGGACGUCCAGCGUGUAGCACAACAGGAAGACACUAGGGGGACGAACCAGAGAACCUCUGCAUUGCUUUACUGCCUGACUUAACGUUCCGCGGGGCUGUAGAGUGAUACACUUGGUUCUCAGAUCCAAUUUACUCCUUCCAAACAAAAAACUGUAACAGUCCUCACAUUAAUCGUUUCACAGUGAUUGUACCUCCAUUUUCUGCUUUCAGAAUGCAUUAUUUAUUUCUUUUUUACAGCUUUAAAAAGUGACCUUAUGUAUGAGAAAGUCUAUAUUAAAUGCACGUAGUAUUAUUUUUGUUAUUAUUGUUACUGUUUGUAGGGCAGAGUGUCUUAGAGACAGUAUGGUCGCAUUAUGUAAGUGACGAUAACAUGGUUGUGAUAUUAGGAUGCUCUGCAGCAGCUCUAAAAUCAAUAACAAGAUCUGUUUAACUCUAAAUUGUGACUCAGCUGAUCUAAAAUCUGUAGAUUGAUGAAGCUCCGCUCAGUUGCUAAUUAAUAUUUUUUUUUUACAUAAAUAUUUGCACAGUGAAAGUCCUGCUGCAGCAUCACCGGGUCAGAAGUUCAUUCCCACUGCAGCACCACCAGGUUAUAGGUUUAGUCCCGCUGCAGUACCAUUUGAUCAGAGGUUUAGUCAUUCUGCAGCAUCGCCGGGUCAGAAGUUUAGUCAUGCUGCAGCAUCGCCGGGUCAGAGGUUUAGUCAUGCUGCAGCAUCGCCGGGUCAGAGGUUUAGUCAUUCUGCAGCAUCGCCGGGUCAGAGGUUUAGUCAUUCUGCAGCAUCGCCGGGUCAGAAGUUUAGUCAUGCUGCAGCAUCGCCGGGUCAGAAGUUUAGUCAUGCUGCAGCAUCGCCGGGUCAGAGGUUUAGUCAUGCUGCAGCAUCGCCGGGUCAGAGGUUUAGUCAUGCUGCAGCAUCGCCGGGUCAGAGGUUUAGUCAUGCUGCAGCAUCGCCGGGUCAGAAGUUUAGUCAUGCUGCAGCAUCGCCGGGUCAGAGGUUUAGUCAUUCUGCAGCAUCGCCGGGUCAGAGGUUUAGUCAUGCUGCAGCAUCGCCGGGUCAGAGGUUUAGUCAUUCUGCAGCAUCGCCGGGUCAGAGGUUUAGUCAUGCUGCAGCAUCGCCGGGUCAGAGGUUUAGUCAUGCUGCAGCAUCGCCGGGUCAGAGGUUUAGUGCCAUUUAAAAAAGAGUAACAAUCAUCAUAAAUAUGAAUUUUUAAUAAUGUAAUUAAUUGAAAAAAUAUGUGAUUAACAAAAGUUUGGUAUUAAAUAAAUGUGAUUAUGGUGAAGGGUUGGUCCAGAUUCUUUAUUGCUAGUUCUUUUAUUGCUUUAUUCUUUAUAAUGAGAAAAGUGUUUUUGUUUUGCAGUUUUUAUUAAUGAAUGCAUUAAUAGAUGGAUUAUUGAGUGAAUGAUUCAAUAAAUUAGUGAACUAUU